Cheilinus undulatus (humphead wrasse) is the source of this 4360-nucleotide messenger RNA. RefSeq names its product C3a anaphylatoxin chemotactic receptor-like. Gene Ontology annotation, biological process: phospholipase C-activating G protein-coupled receptor signaling pathway; inflammatory response; positive regulation of cytosolic calcium ion concentration. The transcript is spliced from 4 exons. NCBI's taxonomy places the organism in Eukaryota, Metazoa, Chordata, Actinopteri, Labriformes, Labridae. Gene Ontology annotation, molecular function: complement receptor activity; G protein-coupled receptor activity. Bases 292 to 1344 code for a protein of 350 amino acids. Gene Ontology annotation, cellular component: plasma membrane. The record is from RefSeq and is a predicted model, not a curated record.
CUUGCAUCCUACACUUAACAUGAAGUAGAGGGACUUCUGCAUGAGCAGGGUUCAUGAAGAUGCAUCUUCAUUUCUCUCUCUGACCGCUGAGACUGAAGCAGCCGACCUCUGCUGAGAUAUCAGCCCCACAUCUGCAGAUUUACCAGAUCUCUGUCAAAAGGGUGACUGGACUUGAUUGAGGUUUUGGAAGACAUUUAGCCUCUCCACCAAAAGGCUUCUUCACUUCUACUGUGACGGGCCAAAGCUGGGAUUUACUGCCUCUGUUGACCUGGUUUCACCUGAAGACACACAAUGUCUCCUAACGCCUCCCUCCACAUCACUGAGACUCCCCACAGCGACCAGAUGACGACUGUGGACAUCGACUCCAUCAUGGACAACGUCUCCAUCGUCCUCUACACGCUGACCGUCGUGCUCGGCAUCACCGGGAACUCCAUCGUCAUCUGGGUGGCUGGGUUCAAGCUCAAGGCUAAGGUCACCAACGUGUGGCUGGUUAACUUGGCGAUAGCCGACCUGAUCUUCUGCUUCACACGAGUCUUCUCCCUCAUAAAGAAGCUCUUCUUCGACCACUGGCCCUUUGGCGUCUUCCUCUGCAAGUUCAACGGCUUCUUCAAGUACGCCAACAUGUUCUGCUCUGUCUUCCUGUUGGCUGUCAUCAGUCUGGAUCGGGUGCUCUGUGUGUGGCGGCCCAUCCUCACCAAGCAGCACCGCACCAUGUGGGCCGCCAGGUUAGUGGCCGUCUGUGUAUGGAUCGCCGCCAUCAUCUUCAGCACGCCGUACUUCUUCUACCGUAAGGUGUACUUAGGGAAGAACAACCUGAGUAAGUGUUCUGUAGACUCAAAGGAGAAGGACGGCAACAGCGGCGCCAAACUGGCUCUCUACUCCAUCCGCUUCCUGUGCGGCUUCAUGUUGCCUUUUAUGGUCAUCCUCAUCUGCUACAUCCUGGCUGGUCUCGGCAUCCGAAGAACCCGCCUGUCAGGGAAGUCCCGCCCCCUGCGUAUAUUAGCAUCAUUAGUGAUUGCGUUCUUCUUGUGCUGGGCGCCGUACCACUGCCUCCUGCUGGUGAAAAUGGUGGACAGUAAGAACCCCGUGGUGAAGAUCUGGCACCCCAUAGCGUCUGGCAUCGCCUACUUCAACAGCUGUGUGAACCCGCUGCUGUACUUCUGCAUGGGCGUGGACGUGAGGGGGCGCUUCAGGCAGAGUCUGUCCGGUGUGUACAGGAGAGCUCUGGCGGACGACAUGGACGUACAGUCGACACAGUCAAACGAGCGCUCUUUGGACGACAGCAUUGGGUCCAAACCCAGUCUGGCUGUGGGGAGGAGUCAGACGUCUGUGGCUAAUUUCUGAACUGGGACUCAUUUUUCAUCAGUGAAAGGUGACAUUUUUCAUACUUAACCAGGAAAAACGUUUUUAUUUGGGUUAUCUAGAGCAAAAUCCUCAGAAAUGACUAGCACCUUCAAAUUCCACAUACUCUGUGUUUUGCUCCUAUCCAAAGAACUGGAUGUUUUCCUGAGAUGAUGCUGUUCUCUUCGUUAUCAUUCUGGGUUUUUUUUUUUUUGUUGUUGUUGUUUUUUCCACUGGUGAGAAACUUAGAAAGUUGAAAGCUUGAUGUUUUCUAAAGAGGAUGUGUUGUAUCAAAUAAAACCCUGUGGUUUUCCUUCUCAAAAGUUAACUUUUUUCCAUCCAUGGUGUCAUGUGACCUCUGACUGACUGAUGACCUGAGACACAAGACAGGGAGUUGAUAGAGAAAAAGGCCAGGGUUUAAAUUAUGUUUAGACCCAUUUUAGAAGUUGUUUCACAGACAGUCCAUUUUUAGCUAUGCUAGCUACGUAAUUAACGUUACAUAAUAAGCCAAUUGAUUUAAGUUAGCCUUAGCAAACAUAGCUAAAGCUAACUUAAGCUAAGCUAAUGUAGAUAUACGCAGCCAACAUAACUACUUAAGCUACAAUUACUGCAUUUGAGUUUUUUCAUUAAGGGCAAGCUUUUUGCUGUAAGCAGACAAUUACUCAGCUUUAUUAAAUGUUACAUAAUCAGGUUUUGCAGGUCAGAUUUUUACCUUUUAACUUCUGGUUCCUAACCCUUACCCUAACCCUAAUCCUAAAUGGAUUAAUGGAUCAAUCCAAUUUUAUUUUUUAAAGUUUCAGCAUGUAUUUCUAUUCUGAAAUAUACGGUGUCCCAAGAAACUGUGAGAGUGGGCGUCAGAGAUGUAUGGUCCACAGCCAGACCCCUCUCACUUUUUAAGCUAAUAUCUGCCAAUACUGAUAACUUGUCAAUAAAAUUGUGCAUCCCUAGUAAGAACAAUGGCUUAAGUUAUCAGUGCAGGAUCACUGAACAGACUUCUAUGAAUAAAAACCGUCAAAACUUACAGUUUAAGUUAAUAUUUCACUUUUUCUGCAGUCACCAGGUGAGGUAAACUUGCAUCAGAUUGAAGAGAUGGAGAAUUAAAAUGCCCUGUACUGCUGUCCUAAGCUUUUUUUUUUUUUUUUCCCCUCCAGCACCCCACACUGGUGGUUUGAUUGAAAGCUGUGAAUCAGGAUCCAUUGCCAUGUGCUUAUUUUGACAUUUUGAAUUGAUGCUUUGUAUGUUUUGUUACUAUCUGGGUUGAUCUGCUUGACACGUAAUCAAGCGUUUUAGCAAUGCCCUCCCCUGAGAACAGACUGCUGUUGAAUUAUGAAGAUUGAUGAGAGAGAAAGCCAUAUACCCCACUGUGCUCUUUGCGUGCGGAUUGGCAUGUGGACAGAGUAUGUGGAAAUCAAAGGUCUGAGCUUCAGGAAAUGUCGGGAAAGAGAAUGGAGGAAAACGCGCACCCCGAGAUUGUGGCAUUGGAUAGUUACGCAAAAGUAAGAGUGACUCCACAAACAUGAAGUGAAAAUGAGCCGUAUUUUUAUCCAGUUUUUGCAACUAAAGACACGGAAAGUGGCUUAAAAACAACACAUCCUCUUUCAUUUUCAAUUCCUUUUAAACUCUUGGACCUGAUCCGUACCUCCACAAAUGCACGAAACAAAAAAUAGAAAUGAAAAUGUAACAAUAACAACAAAUCAAAUCUGGAAGCAGACGUGCCAACCCUGGACUUUUAUCUGUUUAUAGUGUCACUGAGAAUGAACCGAAGAGACUGAAAAAUGUUCACAAACUGGACUAGAAGGGUGUUAACUCACUGAGGAGCGGACUCAUAUUUUCCUGUGUGGGUGUGGGAUGAUAAAGUCUGAUAAAACGAGGAACUGUGCUCACUGGGAAGGCAGAGGAAGGAGAGCUGCAGAGGGAAGUGAGAAUAUUAAAAGGAAAGAGUCUUCAGUCUUCACAGUCUGCUGUGCCUGGGUUGUAAUGAAGGACACAUGAACUGAAACUUUACACCCAACACUUGACACCAUUUUAAAUCAUCUUAGUUUAUAUGCCAUUUUUUUCCUUGUUUUAAUGUCUGCAAUUAACAUUAGAUGAAGGUAAGCCUGGAUAAUAUAACAAUAUGUCAACUUUAAGUUAUAAUAAUUAAUUAUUUAAUAAAAGACAACCUUAUGAGUAACUCUUAUGAGUCUCACUGAGGUAGUGCACCUGAGAUUUGAGGUCUUAACUGUGACAUUGAAAAUUAAUUUAGACAAAAUUUCAGAAGAAGAAAAAGUACAUUUUUUGUGACUUUUUUUAAAACAUAUUUUUCCUCUUUUUAACCCUUUUUUAUAGUUAGGGAUUUUUUCCUUAUUAUUUAAAUUACAUAAAUGCCUUUUUUCAGUUUUUUUUUUCACUUUAUGUCAAAAUUUUGUCCAAAAUUAUUUCAACUUUUGUUUUUAUCACUGUUUACACUUUUAAAAUUUCUAUAUUGCUGAAUUGUAACUGGACUUGAGCUUUUAAAGUUAAAGCUUUGUUGUCACUGGACUUUCCAAACUGCUUUUUACACCCCAGAUCACACUUAGCCAAUCACACCUCCUCACUCAGCGUUGGUCAAGGCUGUUUUGGUGUCUAUUAGUAUCAGAUUGAGAGAUGUCUGACCCAACCACUAGCACAGUUUAUUUUCAUCUUUUUUCAGCUUUCAGAAAGCGGCGUCUGUGUCCUCAGCCAGACGAACAUUUAUGAUGUUUGUGAAACAUGCUCAUAGGUAAUGAAGGGACGCUGCUGUGCUGAUAAUCCUGCAGAAUAAACAUCAGCUCUCAGCAACCAGAUCAUAAACCAGAGCUCUGUCUGUUCUGUGCAUUAUUUACACUUCAUUAAAUAACAUGCUUGUGUAAUUUAUCUCUUCAUUAUGAACUCUGUUAUUGUACGUCUGCAGCUGUUGGAUAAAGUGUCUGCUCACAGUGCUCAACUUUGGUUUAAAAUGAACUGCAAUGAUGGAUGAUAAGGUUUCACUUACUGGCUGUAAAUGUCAAGAAUAAAAUUA